Molecule: messenger RNA, 2021 nt
Organism: Plectropomus leopardus (leopard coralgrouper)
Lineage: Eukaryota; Metazoa; Chordata; Actinopteri; Perciformes; Serranidae
Source: RefSeq, a predicted model, not a curated record
CUCGCGCCGGAGCUGGGGCCCGCGCGGAGGCCAUGGAUCACAUAGGAAUACUGGGCGCGCAUCUGCAGCAGCACACGCAUGUGGAGCCCAUCAGCUUCGGUAUCGACCAGAUCCUUAGUAACGUGGAGCAGAGCUGCAUGCUGGGCGCGAGGAUGCACGAACCGGACUACGGGCACGGGGCCUACAACGGUGGCGCGAGCGGCGGCAUGAACGGCGGGGGUUAUACGUACGGUAAUAGCGGAUAUAAUGGCACCGGCGGCUCGUGCGGGAUGGCCUCACUCGGCGGGGCUUAUCACAUGAACAUGGGCGUGAACGCGAACGGGACUAACGUGAGCUCCGCCGGGGUCAUCCGUGUCCCCGCGCACCGGCCGCUGAGCUGCGGGAACUCCUCUGUGCCGCCGGGGAGCGGGAACAUUAACAACCUGACCGCGCUCACCUUCCCCUGGAUGGAGAGCAACCGGCGCUACACCAAAGACAGGUUCACAGUGUCCCUCUCACCCCUCACUGUGACACGUCGUGUAGGUCACCCCUACCAAAGGACGCCUCCCAAGAAGAAGAAGCCCCGGACGUCCUUCACCCGGCUGCAGAUCUGUGAGCUGGAGAAGCGUUUCCACCAGCAGAAGUACCUGGCGUCUGCAGAGCGUGCCGCGCUCGCCAAAGCCCUCAAGAUGACUGACGCUCAGGUCAAAACCUGGUUCCAAAACAGACGCACCAAAUGGAGGCGGCAGACGGCGGAGGAGCGCGAGGCGGAGCGCCAGCAGGCCAACCGGAUCCUGAUGCAGCUUCAGCAGGAGGCCUUCCAGAAGACCAUCAACCAGCCUGUGACCCCGGACCCGCUCUGCCUGCAGAACAGCUCUCUGUUCGCGCUGCAGAACCUGCAGCCGUGGACCGAGAACACCGCUAAGAUCAGCAGCGUGUCGGCCUGCGAGUAGAGCCAACACACGGCCUCCAGCCGGGGACCUGCGCCGCUGAUCCGCCGGUACCGACUGACUGGACGGUAAAGACACGGACUGCAGCCUGCUGAGGAGCUCCGAGUAGAGGAGGCCCGAGGUCACUUCUCUGCUCCUCUUAUCACCUCCUGUCAGAUAGACCGCUGCAGCUCUGCUCCCAUCUGAUGGGGGUCCACAGUCUGGUCUGGAUCCGUGAGGUCUGGACUGACUCCUGCUUCAGCCCUGCACAGGCCUGAAAAAUAUUUUGGAAAUAUUCCCGAGUCAUCGUGAUGAACAUUUUGCUUUUAAAAAGAGCAAGAUGUCCACGAGGACAGACUGUCAGUGAGUUGUACCUGUGAGGGACUUGAUGUUUCAUAAACAGCAUAUUUUCAUAUUUGUGUCCAUCUCUGCCAUCAGUGUCUGUUUAUCUGACAUGUUAAAGGACUUUUUACUCAAAUGCUAAAUAACACAGCACUUGAUUUUGCACCUUUGUAUGAAUUCAAAUUUGACAAGUUGAUUUUAUUUAUAAAAAAAAGAAACCGAUUAUUUUUUUAAAAUGUCAGUAUAUGUAAAUCUUAAUUUAUGUAUGCAUUUAUGUCUACAUUGCAAAAAUUGACACGUUGAUUUUACAUUAAUUCAGAUCACCCUGAAAAAGUUGAGUAAUUAUAGCUAUUAGUUGUAAAUUAUGUGAACUUUCUAACUGUUAAGUUACCUUAGAAUUUAGUUGCAUUUACCUAACUUUGUGAAGUUUUUACAGCUUAAAGAAGACAAGUUUACUGUGUCUUAUAUCUUUAUUCUACUGUUUCCAAACUAGUAGCCAAGCCAUAUUUAUAUAUUUUUGAAUAUAUUUACAAAACAUAACUUGCAGGUAUCCUAACUUCAUCACUGGCAAAAUCCUCAUUCAGUCAGACUAACUUAGUUCGCUCAAGUUGCAAACACUAAGAAAGCACAAAGAAAUUUUACUUGUCAUUUUUAAGUUGCAACAACUUAACAAAAUUAAGUAAAGAAAAUACAUGUUAACAAAAUUUAACAAUUAGGUUUGAACUAAACAUAACGUAAGAUUCAUAGUUUUAUUUACUUACCUUUUUUCAA